AAGUGUUUGGUCGAUCUUUUGUGGUCACUUUCACCAUCAAGAUCUACGUCGCUGCUUUAUGCGCUUAAGAUUGGUGGGGACGAAUUUAUUGCAGUCGUGAUGAAUCCAAAUAUGCACCUUGUGAUCUUCGUUUUGUUAUUAUUUUCCUCGCUGUGAUACUUAAUAACAUGACGCACCAUUGUAGUGACGAAUUUGAAAAUAUUGACAACAAGUCAUCGUUUAGUUCUCGAAAUGAUUUCCAGGCAAUAAAAUUCGUGAAUUUCUCUACCUCAUUGUCAACUUAUCACCCAAAUGCACUCCCGAUGGCGUCCCUCACGGUACAGAUGCCUUCCAAUCUUCAGAGAAUAUAACGUUGCCUCUAUUAGAUGUUUCUCUACGGUGUCUGAUUUGACCACGCAACGUGUAUGUUGCGUGGUAUAAUAGAUGUUGCAGCACACGGUGACUUGAGGUGUAUAUUGCUUGCAAACGUAACUGUCAUGGUUCCUCAUGGAUCGUCAUCAUGUCGGCCGACCGCUUCUCUGUACGUGUAUGCACAAGCAUAUAUAGCUACAUUUUCUCCGUUGAAGUAAGAAAUAACGCCAGCAGAGCUGACCGCAACUGCUCGCACAUUUUUUUUCUGAUUGAGAUUUGACGCAUGGGCUCGCACCGAUACGUAUUCUGGCCAGAGCUAUGUACAAAGUUACGCUUACGGAAUGGGGAAAGCCGAAAUUUGCUCAGAAUGUAUUAUCAUUUUAAGAAUAUGAUCUGACUAGUAUAGCACUUUCAACAUGGAGAUCUACUGCAACUUCGACAUCCUCUGUAUGACGCCCACAUAAAAUGAAAUUAUCUGUAAAUGCUCGUGGAAUUUGUAUUACGCAUGUGCGAGAAAACCUAAAAUUUGAAUAUGGGCAAUACAAUUUAUAGUCAAUAGACGCAGCAGCACCAAAAAGGUGAUGAAGCAAAUCAGUGAAGAAACACACAACGGCCAAUCUCCGUCCUGUUGCGUUCAUCUAUGCAAUUGCGGUAUUUGUUCCAUCACAGAAGAAAAUCAAGCAGUGUAUGUAAAUAUGUCAUGUUACACUUUCUUUCGUUUAUCCUCACAAUAGUGAUACAGUGUGGUACCCAGCUCGCUCGCAAUUCUUUACUACAACCACUAGACAUUGUUUUGUAUCAUCUCGUCACAGCGCAAGAGUAUGAUAUAUAAAGGCUCUGCACGGCUGCUGUAAGUCUCGUGUGAUCCGAGUAUCUCCAUUUUAGACGUGUCGGUUGUACUAGCAUCUGGGGUUUGUGUGGCUAUGGAUCUAUUAAAUGCAGUCGAGCAGCGAUGUUACGACUGCUCAUGCGGAAGAAAAUGGAGCCAUAUUCUGGGAGGCUGUGAUCACUAGAUAGCGUCCAGCGUUUCCAGAGAGGAGAGGCGUAAUCUUAGAUGAAAACGUGCAUCUGCAUGGAAUCAUGGAUAUCGCGGUUUCAACAUUGAAUUGGAUUGUCGUGUCUACCAUAAGCUGCAUGAUUAUGUACUUCCGCCAAUUGAAGCCGUGGAUAGAGCUCUGGAAAAAAGCAAGCCACUACGAAACGACUCACUAUGUUACUCUAAUAGCUGGUGACUGUGAUGUGUCAUUGAAAGCUCACGUAUGACAGACGGACUGGCUUCGGUGUUAAAAUGUGCAUCCUUCACAAAUACUAGCAUUGUGCGCAAUUACUCAUGUUACGAGAAAGUCGAGCCUCACCUAGAUAUUUGCGAAUGACGAUGUGAAAACUCUCGCAAAGAAUGGUACUUAGAUAAAAUAACUAGUGUUUUGAGAACGGUAUUUGUCUUUGUCGAGGUCUGUUAGCAUAAUUCUGUGACCCUACGACUCGUUGACAACCUCGCAGCCAUGAGCAAUUUGUGUCAAUU
This is a messenger RNA of Plasmopara halstedii, 1873 nucleotides long. RefSeq lists its product as uncharacterized. The record is from RefSeq and is a predicted model, not a curated record. The coding region runs from base 1432 to 1614 and encodes 60 amino acids. The transcript has a single exon. Lineage: Eukaryota; Oomycota; Peronosporomycetes; Peronosporales; Peronosporaceae.